This is a messenger RNA of Mangifera indica (mango), 1549 nucleotides long. RefSeq names its product calmodulin calcium-dependent NAD kinase-like. Gene Ontology annotation, molecular function: kinase activity; ATP binding. The record is from RefSeq and is a predicted model, not a curated record. Lineage: Eukaryota; Viridiplantae; Streptophyta; Magnoliopsida; Sapindales; Anacardiaceae. The annotation marks the transcript as partial. The transcript has 8 exons.
UCUUCAGAUAAUGACACCAAACCUACAUUCACACAAGUCUUUUUAGCCUCCUCCUUAGGCUUGAUCAUUGCGGCAGCGGUGCACAUUCGGAUUCGAAGGCUAAGAGAUCAGAAAAUCAUUCCAAGGAAAAGAUCCUCGGACUCUGGUCAUGUUCACAAGCUUGAAGGGUUCCCCCAUUAUGUGGCAAGGCAAAUGGGAUUUGCAGAUAGGAAACACUGUCCAAAUUUGUGCAAAUUAGCAGCAGAAUAUAUAAGAAAAGCAGAAGGGUGUGAGGAUGAUAUAUAUACAUUUUUUGCUGAUGAGCCUGGAGCUGAUUCUCUAUUUAUAAAGCUAGUUGAGGAGUUUGAGAGAUGCAGUCUUAGCUAUUUUGCAUUCCAUUGGAGCCAUGCUGAUCUUAUGAUUAGUCAGGUGUUGAGUUCUGAUGCCGAGCCCAAAAAGAAGCUCAAGAGCAUAGUUAUGGCAGCAACUAGGGAACAAAGAUUUGAGAGGCUAACAAAAAAUCUAAAGGUGGCAAGAGUAUUCACUACAUUAGUGGAGGAAAUGAAGGCAAUGGGACUUUCAUCAAAUGAUGACUCAUGUACAGAGGUCAUGGCUCCUGUCGACCACCGCAAUAGAAGUCCAGUACUCCUUUUCAUGGGCGGUGGUAUGGGAGCCGGAAAGAGCACUGUACUCAAAGACAUUCUCAAAGAACCAUUCUGGGCGGGGGCAGCAGCAAAUGCAGUCGUGAUUGAGGCAGAUGCUUUCAAAGAAUCAGAUGUGAUCUACAGAGCUCUUAGCUCCACAGGUCAUCAUGUUGACAUGCUUCAGACUGCCGAAUUGGUGCACCAAUCAUCAACAGAUGCAGCAUCAUCCCUCCUAGUAACAGCACUCAAUGAAGGUCGGGAUGUGAUAAUGGAUGGCACACUCUCGUGGGUGCCAUUUGUGAUGCAGACUAUAACAAUGGCCAGAAAUGUCCACCGCCAUCGUUAUCGCAUGGGACCUGGGUAUAAGGAGGCUGAUGAUGGGACCGUAACUGAGAACUACUGGGAAAGAACUGGAGAAAGAGAACAAGUAGAAGGGGUCAAAAGAAAACCAUACAGGAUAGAACUCGUUGGGGUUGUUUGUGAUGCUUACUUAGCAGUUAUAAGAGGCAUUAGGAGAGCUAUAAUGUGCAGAAGAGCUGUAAGAGUGAAGUCUCAAUUGACAUCACACAAGAGAUUUGCAAAUGCAUUUCUAACAUACUGCCAACUGGUUGACAAUGCCAGGCUAUAUAGCACCAAUGCUCUUGAAGGCCCACCGAAGUUGAUAGGAUGGAAAGACAGAGACAAGACAUUGUUGGUUGAUCCAGACGAAAUAAACUGUUUGAAGAUGGUAGGUAAGUUGAACGAGAAUGCUGAAUCCAUAUAUGAGCUUUACAAGAGCCCGAAUCCAGCUCGCGAAGCUGGAUCAAUCUGGAAAGAUAUUGUACUAUCACCUUCAAGGUUGAACAUUCAACAGGAGCUCAAGUAUUCAAUUCAGAAAAUUGAAAGAUCAAAAUGGUUCACAGAUAGUGCAGGAGAAAUUAGUUAAA